Molecule: messenger RNA, 1493 nt
Organism: Suillus subaureus
Lineage: Eukaryota; Fungi; Basidiomycota; Agaricomycetes; Boletales; Suillaceae
Exons: 3
Coding region: 297-1457 (386 amino acids)
Source: RefSeq, a predicted model, not a curated record
UGAUCUCAUACCAUCACCGGAAAUUCAAGAUCGAUGUUCUAUCUUUCGACUUGCACUCACCUGCCGUGCAUUUCGCGAUUUGGCACUCGAUAUUCUUUAUUCUAAUCUGAAAGACUUCUAGCCUCUUAUGUUCUCGUACAAAUGUUCCAUGCUCCUUCCUGAUACAUUCCGUCCAUUGGCUCUCGCUUCCCGCAUACGGAUUCUCUCCCAACUAUGGGAAGACAAGGCUGCAUACCCUUCCCUCCUUGCAUGUGCCAAAAAAAAACACCCCUCUUUCCAAAGCUACGAUCCCUCGCAUGGAACGAUUGUUCCGUGACCCAUAUCCCAGUUCUCAAACUCCUCUUACCCACACCAUCAUCUCUGCACUACCUACCUCUGCUCCCCGUCUCAAAGCUCUCGAGAUCAAGGGCAGAGUCAUCUUCAUGACCGACAAAAAUCCCUCAAGAAUUGAGUCCCUCCUCAUCAGCUAUUCUGAUGGUCUUACAGAGCUUUCUUUGACAUCCCACUUGCAUGAUGUCUCGAGCACCACGCUUAACAUCAUUGCACCCUGGCCAUCUCUCCGAUCCCUGACCUUAAAGCUAGGUCUCAAAGGUAUCCCUAUCACACCUCUUCGCAUCCCCCAGCCCUUUGCCACACUCAUUCACUUGCACAUCUCAUCUGAUGACUCUUUGGACCUUUUCAUAUCUUUCCUGCGCACCUUCCGAAUCCUCAAAUUCGAUUCCUCCAACAUCGUAUCCCUCAACCUCAAAACAAUCCAGUUCAAUGCAGGACAUUGCGUCCCAGCCAACAUCUGGUCUCAAUCACUCACAUCUCUCAUCCACGCAAACACAAAACUAGAGCACGUCAUCCUAACCGAGAAAUGCGAGUACUGUUAUUGGCGUUGCGAAUGCCUCCCAUCCUCCUCUUUUGACUUUCGCCCCCUACUCGCGCACCAGGGUCUUGCAGGCCUUAGCACUCUCGUGCUCUCUCCCGGCCCUGCAACCUCAAUCAUACUCACCGAUGCCGACAUAUCCGCGCUCGCUCGUACAUGUCCCCAUUUCCAAAUUCUUGACUUGGGGUCGCGUAACACCCCCGUAUCCUUGUAUGCAUUGAAUAUCCUUGUCAGGCGCUGUCGCGAGUUGCGCGAGGUCUCACUCUACCUAAAUGUCACGGUGCGGGUCGAUGCGCUCACAGAUAAUACGAAUGCCGACGACGACGAAGUAGGUCUGCAACCUAAUCCGCGUUUCAUCAAACUAGAAGUCUGUCCUUCGCCCAUCGAGAUCGAGUACCCCGUGCACCCUUUGGGUGAGUCAUUGCCAGAGCUGACGUGGACGGAGGAGUCAAUCUCGGUCUCGCGCGUCAUGCACCACGGGAUGGGUGGGCAUCUAUGGCAGGAGGUGUCGGAUGCUUUGGGGGUGAUGGUGACAGACGAAGGCGGCGCUGUGGCUGAGUCGUCGCGUGUCACAUUUGCAGUCUAAGCGAGACUGCAAACUGCCACCCAAAAGACCGUCAAU